This is a messenger RNA of Oldenlandia corymbosa var. corymbosa, 1554 nucleotides long. NCBI's taxonomy places the organism in Eukaryota, Viridiplantae, Streptophyta, Magnoliopsida, Gentianales, Rubiaceae. The record is from the annotation of a GenBank genome assembly.
AAGGAAAUCAAAAGACAGAAAUGUGGCCACCACACGGCCUUUGAUCAAAUAAAUAAUCCCUCUUGUAACAUUAAAAAAUAAUAAGAAAAAAGGCAAAAGGAAAUUAGCAAAACCAGAUGGUCUAGUCUAUAAAUAAAGUUGUAUUGAGCAGCUGAGGAAUCAUAAUUACGUGCACAUUUACAACUAAUUAGCACGAAAUAUCACUCAACAUGGCUUUAAGUACUAAGCUUUUCACUGUCGUUGCUUUAUCUCUUUUGAUUCUUAGCCCUUUGGACGUUGCAAAAGCUCAACCCAUAGCAGCCGGACUUUCUUGGUCUUUCUAUGCUAGAAGCUGCCCUAAUGUGGAAUCCAUUAUUAGAAACCGACUCGAGAGAGUGUUUAGAGACGACGUCGGCCAAGCUGCUGGAAUCCUUCGCCUUCAUUUCCAUGAUUGCUUCGUUCAGGGUUGCGAUGGUUCGGUUUUGCUGGAUGGAUCGUCUAGCGGGCCGAGUGAGAAGAGCGCGGUUCCAAACUUGACAUUGCGAGCUCAAGCCUUCACAAUCAUCAACGACCUCCGAAGGCGGGUGCACCGGGAGUGUGGUCAGGUUGUGUCUUGCUCUGAUAUUGUGGCUUUGGCUGCCCGGGACGCUGUUGUCUUGACUGGAGGUCCUAAUUACAAUGUUCCGUUAGGAAGAAGAGAUGGUCUCAAUUUUGCAACACAAAAUGCAACUAUAGACAACCUUGUUGCACCAUUUGCUAACACAACCACCGUCCUAAACAAACUUGCAGUCAAGAACUUGGAUGCAACUGAUGCCGUUGCUCUUUCUGGUGCCCAUACCAUUGGAAUUGCUCAUUGCAGUUCAUUCACCGACCGGCUUUACCCGAAUAGAGAUCCCACAAUGGACCAAACCUUUGCUAACAACCUUAGAACAACUUGUCCAACUCCAAAUACCAAUGCAACCACUAACAUGGAUAUUAGGAGCCCUAACAUUUUUGAUAACAGGUACUUUGUUGAUCUCAUGAACCGACAAGGGUUGUUCACGUCAGACCAGGACUUGUAUACAGAUAGUCGGACGAGAGGAAUUGUCACAAGUUUUGCGAUCAACCAAACAUUGUUUUUUGAGAGGUUUGUUAUAGCAAUGUUGAAAAUGGGCCAACUGAACGUGUUGACUGGCAAUCGUGGUGAAAUUCGAGCUAACUGCUCAGCUAGGAAUAUCAACAACUUGUUUAUUUCUUCUGUGGUGGAAGAUGAAGGGCCACAAACAUCACAGUUUUAGUGUGUUUUUGUGAGAAUGAAAAAAAAUAAAUAAACUUAAAACCCAUUUCAUGAAUGUCUUAGUUGUGAAACUUUGUACUGCUGUUUUGUUUGCUACGCAAGAACUUGGUUGUGAUGGAAUUUGCCAAUCUUAUUGUAAUAUUUCUAAUAAAUUUUACUUUAAUAUAAGUAAACGCCUUAGAAGAGAUUAUAGUUACACUAAUCAUGAUGGCUCUUCUUUGCUUCGUUUAAAUACUUUUCGAUAAAAAGAAAGAUACCAUUAUAUGUUACACAUUUUGUUCCCCCCCCCCUCCCCCCCC